CUGGCGCCCAACGUGGGGCCUAUUGAAAAGCCCUCAGUGUUACACUGGCGCCCGAACGUCUGGCCUAUUGAAAGGGCCUCUCUGUAUUACACUGGCGCCCGAACGUCUGGCCUAUUAAAGGACUACCACGACGAACUUAUGAGUAGUAGGGAAGAGUUCUUUGACACAAGUGAAGAGCACAAUACGACGAGGCAAAGUCUCGGCAACGUUGUCACUAAGUACGGAAGAGUUACUACGACAAAGAAGAUACACCCCUUGACCGAUCAACUAACCAAAUGA
Molecule: messenger RNA, 279 nt
Organism: Danaus chrysippus (African queen)
Lineage: Eukaryota; Metazoa; Arthropoda; Insecta; Lepidoptera; Nymphalidae
Source: the annotation of a GenBank genome assembly